AUGUCAAGUUUGCGAGUGGUGAAUGCAACACCCCACGAUGAACCAGCGCCACAAAACCCGCGCGACGAACUGGGCGGUUCUCUACUUCCAGGACAGCCUGCCAACGGAGCUGCUACUGGAUCCUCACUCGGGCGGCCUCUGUCUCCCGUCGCAUCACCGGCUCCGCACAGCGUCUUCGAAGUUGCAGAGCAGGAUGAAGAUGUCACGGAGCCCACGACUGAGCUAGGCUCAAAUCCAGAGACAGAUCUCGCAACGGGCCUCAAGACUUCUGAGGACGAGACCGACUCGUACAAUCUAAAGCCUCCUCCUUCAACCACCACUCACGACAAUAUCGAAGCACUGACCCUGCGCUUCUUUUCCGUAGACCAUCUGGACUCAAUAUUGCGAGACUACUCGCUUGCCUCUCGUUUCGCACGAUUUCUGGAGCAAUAUCGGCCUCAACACGCCGAGACUCUCCAACAGUAUGCAGAGCUCAAGAAGGCAAUUGCAGCUGUCGAGUACGCGAAUGCGAUUGCGCGACAGGUGAAGUCGCGCGGAGCCAGUCCGCAACUACGUGCUGCAAAGCUGGAUGAGCAUUUUGAAUCGAUGUCAAAGAAGAUAGUGGAGGACCUGGUUGAAGAGGCACUACCAGCAUACUUGACGUAUCGUUUAGUGUCUCUCGUCACCGAUACUCUUGUCAAGGAGAUCACAGGAAACAGUGCACCUCUUCUGACCGAGCUGAUUCCGAGUUUGGCAGAAGUGUAUUGCAUCACAGAUCCUUCCUUGCCGGAUAACCCCAUUGUCUACGCCUCGGAGGAGUUCUACAACACCACCCAAUACGGUAUGGAGUAUGUUAUAGGGCGGAAUUGCCGGUUUUUGCAGGGACCUCAAACAUCGAUCGCAGCGGUCCGUCGGCUGAUCGCAUGUUUGUCAAAAGGUGAAGAGUCCUGUGAAACAAUUCUAAACUAUCGGAGAGACGGCUCGCCUUUCUUGAAUUUACUCCUGCUAGCACCCAUGUACGAUAACAAAGGGAAGGUUAGGUACUUCCUCGGAUGUCAGAUCGAUGUAUCACAACUGCUCCACGGAGGACGAGGUCUGGAAUCGUUUGCUCAGCUGUUUGCUCAAGACCGCACUCGAAUUAGAUUCGGUGACAACACGAACCGGAGCCCAAAGCAGGUUCUCAGCGACCUUGGACAACUGCUCACAGAGGAAGAAGCAGACAUCGUCAAGAAUCGUGUUGCGCCACCAGGAAGUAUGGUUUCUCAGAAUCCCGGCUCAGUGAGCUCUUCAAUCGGCUCAAAGCGUGGUGGUGCCAAACCAAAGCGCGUCGUGCUCGACAUGGAUGAGCCAGCGAAGGAUGCACAGCUAUGGCCAAGUGCUAGUCUGGGGCAUUCGGGGCGUCUGCCAGGAGUAUAUCAGAGCUAUCUCCUCGUGCGACCUUAUCCCUCGCUGCGUAUCACGUUCACAUCGCCAGCACUGCGGAUACCAGGACUUCUUCAGACGAAACUUCUCGAUAGGAUAGGAGGACCGUCGACUGUGCGAGAGGGGUUGAUGGAUGCCCUCUCCAAGGGCACGGGUGUCACUGCAAAGGUGACUUGGCUUUCGAAGGACUCGGAUACUGGACGACUACGCUGGAUCCAUUGCACUCCACUGUUGGGCAGUGAUGAGAGAGUCGGUGUCUGGAUGGUCGUUAUGGUUGAAAACGAAGCGGUGACUGGAUCCCUCAAUCGGCAGAGCACAACCAGCAGUAUCGGACCCGGAUCACGAGCAGGUGCCCAAGAGUAUACAUCCAGCAAGCUGUACGCGGACUAUCUCAAGCACGAGUCUAGGCCAGCUACGCAAGAGUCGCAUCGGACAACGACUUCGAACGAGCUUGACGAUCAAUUCCAAGAUUUCUAA
Molecule: messenger RNA, 1878 nt
Organism: Fulvia fulva
Lineage: Eukaryota; Fungi; Ascomycota; Dothideomycetes; Mycosphaerellales; Mycosphaerellaceae
Product: Phototropin-2
Exons: 1
Coding region: 1-1878 (625 amino acids)
Cellular component (GO): nucleus
Source: RefSeq, a predicted model, not a curated record